CCGCAAUCACUACUUCUCACAUUCUCACAUAGAAAUGGCUUCUAUUACCAACAUGUACUUCCCAUAUUUCCCUCUGCCACCACCCCAUGGUCCUCCAUCACGUCCAAAAAUGCCACCACCUAAUAACCAUCCUUCCCCUCCAAGGCCAACACCGCCUUAUAAACCUCCGACUCCUCCAAACGUGGCACCACCUCAUUUUACUCCAGCCCCUCCAAAAGUUGCACCACCCCAUUAUAUUCCAACCCCUCCCAAAGUGCAACCACCUCCAAUGCCCCAUUCUCCCCAAAAGUACCAACAUCUCCCAACGUCCCGUCCCCUUCAAAACCAAAAGUCCCUCCACCGGCACCACAUAAUCCAUUACACCACCACAACCACAUCCAGUUCCAGCACCACCCCAUUAUAUUCCAACCCCUCCCAAAGUGCAACCACCUCCAAAUGCCCCAUCCUCCCAAAAGUACCACCGUCUCCCACAGUCCCGUCCCUUCAAAACCAAAGUCCUCCGCCGGCACCACAUAAUCCCAUUACACCACCACAACCACAUCCAGUUCCAGCACCACCCCCACAUCAUCCAUUCUAUCCAUCACCACCUGCAGCAAAACCACCUCCCCAUCCCCUUCCACCUCCCUCUCCUAUUGUGACACCACCACCUCAUAUGAUUCCACCUCCACCACCACCAGCCCCCGGACAUCAUUCAACUGUAAUAAUCGUUGUCUUUGUUUCUCUUGGCGGUCUAUUCUUCCUUGCAUUCCUGUCAGUUGCUCUAUGCUGCUUCAUUAAAAAGAGAAAGAAGAAAAUGGUUGAGAAAACAGAAAUAAUAAGCAUAGAUGAACAUGUCAAAGUCCAGGAAGCCAUUAUACCAGGCCCUCAUGGUGAACAAAACGCUGUAUUGCUAAUAGAAGAGGAUGUUCAUAUUGAAGAAGAAAUCAAGAAAAACAAAAAGAUCAGUGAAGGAUCACAUCUUAAAUCUUCACAAGAUAUUUCUCAAGCUUCAGAUAUGGCAGCAGAUCCUCCUGGCCCCAAUCAUCAUCACCUUCUUGAGCAUAAGGCUGAUUGAGUGGUGAAAAUGAAUGGCAUCAGCAGCAAACUGAGAGGUGCUUAUGCUUCAUAUAAUAAUCCUGCUCUGUUAAGGCAUGGAAUAUUUUUAUUCUUCCCCUAUUCCUUUGUCAAAAGUGUUUCUGAAGGAAUAAAAAGCUACUAAUACUUAU
Molecule: messenger RNA, 1205 nt
Organism: Theobroma umbraticum
Lineage: Eukaryota; Viridiplantae; Streptophyta; Magnoliopsida; Malvales; Malvaceae
Product: protein TRACHEARY ELEMENT DIFFERENTIATION-RELATED 7-like
Biological process (GO): plant-type secondary cell wall biogenesis
Source: RefSeq, a predicted model, not a curated record